Messenger RNA from Anopheles gambiae (African malaria mosquito), 1194 nucleotides. RefSeq lists its product as uncharacterized. The record is from RefSeq and is a predicted model, not a curated record. NCBI's taxonomy places the organism in Eukaryota, Metazoa, Arthropoda, Insecta, Diptera, Culicidae. Bases 1 to 1194 code for a protein of 397 amino acids. The transcript has a single exon.
AUGCGAGGGUAUGAGAUCAGCUACCUAACUACGGAUUUGUUGCGUGACAGCACAUACGACGUUGCGAUCGGCAGGACGAUUGCUCAACGGCAUAAUGCAUCUUUUAGACUGGUGAUGGAGAUGAUGCCAAAAAAGUGUGUCGACUAUUUCUACAGCUCGAUGCACGCGCUUCCAGCUCAUUACAUACCACUACCGGAUAUGACUGAAUUGUGCUUUCUUGUACCAAAAAGUGCCCCAAAAUCUUUGUUUUUAGUCUUGCUCGACCCGUACGAUCAGUUUAGCUGGAUCGUCUUCGGACUCACAGUGAUAGCGAUCUCAUUGGUUUUGUUUUUGUUUGGCGAGUCAUCACGGUACACCAACGUUAUGAUGAUUGCAUUGGAAAUGCUAAUGGCGGUACUGAAUGGGCCAACACAUCGGCUAAAUGGACGAUUCGAACGAUUAGUCGUAGGACUGUUCUUGUUGAUGAGCAUAGUGAUGAUCUCUGGCUACCAGUCUUUGGUGAUCUCGUUUAUGUCGUCGGCCCGCUAUGAGCCACAGCUGGAUACGUUCGAUGCUAUCAAUGACACCUGUUUGUUCAUGUAUGAUGUACAUUUGAGCAGUAUGGGAUACAAAUUCAAAAAUGUGCACAAAACUUACGAAGUGGUCGAAUCAACCGAAAUAAUGUGGGACGUUAAGUGGUGCACGAUGUGUAGCUGCACAGAGGCACAGUACAUCAUGGCGCAUGUUGGUAACGCAGAUCGUUACGAAGAUAUGGAUCCAUUUGCAAUGAGAUUGUUUGAUGAGGCAGGAUGGCAACAAUUAAAACAUCAAUUUAAAUAUUUUCGCUACUCAAAUGCACGCAUUCAAUCCGUGACCUCAAUGUACCGUGCAGCAUACGACUCUCCGAUUCACCACCUUUUAGCAUGGUAUACACAAGCCUUUAUCGAAGGACGAUUGGAGUAUUUUCCUGUGUUGAAGAACACCAAACGCAAAGCAAAGGAGAUUUUUGAGGAUACUGUGGACAUAAUAAGUGUACAGCAGAUGGGUGUUAAGGAUUUGAUGAUCGCUUGGUUGCUUUAUUGCGUUGGAUUGGUACUGAGUGUAGUGAGCUUUGUGGUGGAGGAGAUAGUUCAGGGUAUGAGGAAAAUCAAACAAAUCCUAAAAGAUAGAAAGAUUAGAAAAAGAAACGUGAAGAAAACUUUUUUAGUAUUGUAG